Molecule: messenger RNA, 4965 nt
Organism: Oncorhynchus kisutch (coho salmon)
Lineage: Eukaryota; Metazoa; Chordata; Actinopteri; Salmoniformes; Salmonidae
Gene: cdr2a
Product: cerebellar degeneration-related protein 2a
Exons: 7
Coding region: 180-1544 (454 amino acids)
Source: RefSeq, a predicted model, not a curated record
CUGAGUUCGUUCUCCGGCUGCGCAGAUUGCCACGUUGCUGCAGAAAGACACCGGACUACGACACCGGACUACGACACCAGAGGAUAUUGUCUGGUCACUCCAGGCUGUUUAUCACACCGGUGUUUUAGGAUUCUGCCGGGUGGAGCGUGCACUCUAUUGGAAUACAAUUGUCAGUGGAAAUGCUGACCGAUAUGAUAGUGGAGGAAGAGUUUGAGCUCAAGGAUGAGGAGCCAUGGUAUGGCAAACAAGACCUUGAGCACGAUCUCCAUUUGGCGGCUCAGCUGGGUAAGACCCUGCUGGACCGGAACCAUGAGUUGGAGCAGGGGCUGCAGCAGAUGUUCUCCACCAACCAGGAGCAGCUGCAGGAGAUUGAGUACCUGACUAAGCAGGUGGAUUUGCUGAGGCAAAUGAAUGACCAGCAUGCUAAGGUAUACGAGCAGCUAGAUGUGGCGGCCAGAGACCUGGAGCAGGGCAACCACAGGCUGAUUCUGGACAACCGCGUCGCCCAGCAGAGGAUCAACUGCCUGACAGAAACGAUCAACAGUCUUGAGACCCACAUGGAGGACUUGCAGACCCAGGUGGAGGAGCUGAGGACAGCCCAGUCUGACCGGAGCAGGAGAGAACUGGCCGAACAGAGACACAACCUCGGAGCACAGAGUGUGUCCUGCCUCAAGGAGCUGUAUGACCUGCAGAAAGACAAGUACAUGGCCUAUGAGAGCCUGCUUGUGGAGCAUUCCUGGCCAGCAAGGAAGGAGUCCUGUCAGGACCCAGACCCCGAUGAGGAGAACUCUGUGCUCCAGCGCUCCAUCCAGACCCUGCAGGCUGUUCUGGCCUCUGAGCGGGGGAAGCGGGAGGCAGCGGAACAGGAGACUGAGCUGACUGCCAGGGAGAACGGGGCUCUGGAGCAGCGGCUGGCCCUGCUGGAGGGCUACCGGGCUAGGCAGAGGGAGCUGGAGGCAGAGGUGGAGGAGCUACGGCAGCUGUGGCAGGCCGACUACGCCAACAGCGUCAGGAGACCUGACCGGCUACUGCUGCCCGACACUGUCUUCUUCGCCCCAGAGGAGAAGCCCAGUCUGGUACAAAAGGAGGAGGAAGUGGGGGAGCAGGGGAGGCGCAGCCUGCAGAGGUGCAACAGCGAAAGUGUUCUGAAGGGGACACUAGCAGACGACAUCCGGCGGGGGCAUGAGCGUACAUGUAUCAGAAGAGCAGAGGCGGUGAAGCAGAGAGGAAUCUCCCUGCUCAAUGAGGUGGAUGCCCAGUAUAGUGCACUGCAGGUCAAAUACGAGGAGCUUCUGCGGCGCUGCCAGCUGGGGGCAGACGGGCUCAGUCACAAGGCCGUGCAGACACCCCACAGUUCCCACGGCACUGUCGGUUACCCCCGACGGCGCCUCUCAAGCUCGGCCACCUCCAUCGGGCUCCCAGCUGUCCCCGAAGACAACGGGCCUCAGCCGGAGUACAAGGCCCUUUUCCAGGAGAUCUUCACCUGCAUCCAGAAGACCAAAGAGGACCUAAGUGAGAACAAGUGGCCGAGUCCGGGUCAUUGACUCUGGAGACAGUGAUGGCAGUAUUUGUUCUUUCUGCACAUUUGAUUGGACUGUUCAAGAGGAUGUUGCUAUAGGAGAGGGCCUCAAAUAGCAGAUUCCAAAGGGUGUGUUCUGUGUGUGUGUGCGCACGUGCACUAACACCUGUACCUCUUAUACAACAUGUGCCCUGUUGUCUCCUUCAAUCCUGUCAACGCUAUCACCUCGACACGCUCCGAUGGUUUCAUAAGCACUUUUCUUAUCUACCGUCCAUCCUUUUGACUACUUUCCAUCCUUAUCUACAAGUUUGUUUUGACGCAAACAUUUCCAGGUCAAAGGUUGAUAAAUGGAUUGUUUGAGUCCUGAUGCUAUCACCUCUUAGCAUCCGACUACUCUUAUGCCUCAUUUAGCUCGAUUAGAUGGCACCACCUCUUCACUUGAAGUCAAUGGGUGCAGUAAUAUUUGCAACCAGGGGUUUUCUAUUCUUUUGUUUUCUACUAAAUUAAAGUAAUCAUAGCAAUUUAGAAUGGUAUGUGCAUGUACCAUAGAUUUGGUCUUGCAGCUUAAUGAGUAUGCCUACGCUGUGUUUGAAAGUGUUUGUUUGUAUGCUGAUACCACGUACAGAACCACCAUUGUACAGAUCUUGAACUUGCUUAGACUAUCUAGCAGUCUGUGUUCAAUCCACUUAGUGUUAAGUCUGUCAGGGGGAGCCAUACCUUUUGUGCACACUGUACAUAUUGCCAAAUUAUAGAUUUAACUACAUCCGUGUACCUUUUUUUAUUAUGCCAAUUUAAGAGUACUGGACUAGAUGGAGUACUUUAUAGAUGCACUAUAUAUAUCUAUAUCUCCACACAAAAGUAUGUGGACACCCAUUCAAAUUAGUGGAUUUGGUUAUUUCAGCUACACCUGUUGCUGACAGGUGUAUAAAAUCGAGCACACAGCCAUGCAAUCUCCAUAGACACACAUUGGCAGUAGAAUGGCCUUACUGAAGAUCUGUGUGACUUUCAAAGUGGCACCGUCAUAGGAUGCCACCUUUCCAAAAGGUCAGUUCAUCAAAUUUCUGCCCUGCUACAGCUGCCCCGGUCAACUGUAAGUGCUGUUAUUGUGAAGUGAAAACAUCUAGGAGCAACAACGUUUCAGCCGCGAAGUGCUAGGCCACACAAGCUCACAGGACGGCAACGCCGAAUGCUCACUACCGAGUCCCCAACUGCCUCUGGAAGCAACGUCAGCACAAUAACUGUUUGUCAGGCGCUUCAUGAAAUUUCCAUGACCGAGCCUGGGUUUCCAUGACUGGAGCAUAAGAUUGCCAAUCGUUGGCUGGAGUGGUGUGAAGCUCGCCGCCAUUGGACUCUGGAGCAGUGGAAACACGUUCUCUGGCGUGAUGAAUCACGCUUCACCAUUUGGCAGUCCGACGGACGAAUCUGGGUUUGGCGGAUGCCAGGAGAACGCUACCUGCCCCAAUGCAUAGUGGCAACUGUAAAGUUUGGUGGAAGAGGAAUAAUGGUCUGGGGCUGUUUUUUAAGGUUUGGCUAGACCCUUCAGUUUCAGUGAAGGGAAAUCUUAACGCUACAGCAUACAAUUAUAUUUUAGAUGAUUCUGUGCCUCCAACUUUGUGGCAACAGUUUGGGGAAGGCCCUUUCCUGUUUCUACAUGACAAUGCCCCAGUGCACAAAGUGAGGUCCAUACAGAAAGGGUUUGUCGAGAUUAGUGUGGAAGAACUUGACUGGCCUGCACCGAGCCCUGAACUAAACCCCAUCGAAUGCCUUUGGGAUGAAUUAGAACGCCGACUACCAGCCAGGCCCAACAUCAGUGCCUGACCUCACUAAUGCUCUAGUGGCUGAAUAGAAACAAGUUCCCACAGCAAUGUUCUAACGUCUAGUGGAAAGCCUUUACAGAAGAGUGGAGGCUGUUAUAGCAGCAAAGGCGGGACCAACUCCAUAUAAUGCCCAUGAUUUUGGAAUGAGAUGUUCGACGAGCAGGUAUUCAUGUACUUUUGGUCAUGUAGUGUAUUUAUGGAGGUUGGGCCUAUAGUAGUCAACAUUGAUUUAUAGAUAGAUUGGCCUGUAAUACUAGAGAAUCAUAAGUGAACACUGGAAAAGGCCCAGUCUGUUCUCACUGUUUAAUGGUUGUUUGUGUAAUGUGUGUCCCUAUAGCUACCUCUGCCAACAGGACACAUCGCGGCUUUGCACUGACUUAAAAAAAAAACAUGUAUUUAUUUGACAAUUAUUUCGACGAUGAGAUGGUAUUUAUUUCUCUAUGCUAAUAUUUGUCAUUUGUCACUGUAUUCCAGAUCUAGAAUGUGAUUGUUGUUGUAGCGAAUGCUGAUUCAGAAGUUCAGUGGCGUUGAGUUUGACUGACACUGAGGUUCAAAGUAUGAUAAGGUGCUUCUUAAUUGAAUAUGUGAAACUUAAGCGGAAGUGUUAACACAACAGAAAAAAAUAAGAUAUAUGAUUACGGUUGCAGUGAGUUGUCUUUUAAUUUGUGGAUCCCUCAACCAAAGGUGCUUAAUCUCAAAGCCCUAAGUAUGGUAGACUGCUCAGCAAUAUCCUGCCUAUAGACCACAACAAAUGAGGGUAGGCGCAGUAGAUUCUGUCAUACAGACACUGAGACACUUCAGAUAACCAAGAACAAGAGGUCAGAUCAAUCCAUAUCUUUUCCAUCUCAAGUCCAAUGCUUCUCGGUGUCUGGUUUGCCAGAUGGGUUUACUGUUUCUUACUUGUGAUGGACUGAAAAGUAGAAACACAAAGCCUGUCAAUAUUGACUUCCUUUUUGCUCCAUUCAAAAUACUUGUCUACUUGGUGUCUCAGGGCAGAUGUCAAAAUAGUAUUUAUAUUCCUUACAAGGAGAUACAUAAAAGCAGCAGGACUAGAGUUGUGUGUAUUAGAUGAAUAUAUCAUCUGGAUUAGAUGAUCAGUAGCCAAAUGGUCAGCUGAGGAAUUACCUGUUAUAGCCUACUUCUUUGUUUCAGGAGUUUAUUCAGAACAGUGGAAGAUGGACCAGGGGAUCAGUUAGAACUUGUUCUCUGUUGUGUAGAUUCACAUCACCUCCAUGACUGUUCUGUUUUGAAUAAACCCCAUAACAGUCUCUGGGUUCAAAAUGCAGCUGUACAUCAACAAUGGUGAACUUCAAGUUGCCCUUCCUCCCUCUACGACCAGGGUCCAUUAUGACGUUACUUAUCCUGGACCGAGACUCAAACUUGACUUCCAUUUUGUGUUUUACAUCAAAUUAGAACUUGAAAUGAUAUUAUUUGGCUGAACUAUUUAUUAAUUCUAUACUUUGAUAUAAUGAGAACUAUUACAAAUGGCAAUUUCAUAGUAAUAUACAACUGUAAUUAAUAUAUAGAUGCAGCCUAUAUAGUAAGAUGUCAUAGAUCAGCAUUACAAGUGUUCUCCAUGAUGACUAACACAUGCUUACAGUGAACCAAUAAAAAAAUUAUUGUGCCAGA